ACUACCAGGCGGUCACACCACCUGCAACUGUACCAGCCAUUGGGCAUCAGAAUGCUCCACCACCGAUGACUCACCCCCCACACCCACACCCUCCUCCACCUCAGGCAGGAUACGUGUAUCCGCAAUAUGGCUGGGUACCGGCCUUGGCACCUCCGCCACCUCAGGCAGGAUACGUGUAUCUGCAAUAUGGCUGGGUACCAGCCUCGGCACCUCCGCCACCUCCAGCUCCUCCUCGGCCACCGGCUCCGAAUUGGAAUUACAGCCAGCCGAGCUACCAUCAGAAGACACCUGUUGCUAACUCGUUUCCCGCAUCAGGGAAUCGGGCUUGGUUUACACGCGAACAUCUCGAAUUAAUCGAGAAAUGGAAGACGAAGGAGCUCGAAGAAUCCAAGAAACCCACAGAAGACUCCUGCGAGAGUAGUAAGCAAGGCGCAACGAAGAAGGGACGAGGGAAAGCCACAUCAAAGUCCGAAGACGGGGAGCAGAACUUGAAAACUUGGAUGGUAGAGAAUUUUGGGAGCUCUUUGACGAAAAUCGCUGAGAAGCUUGAGGUUGUCGACAAGAAAUCCAAGGAAGCUGAGGUGGAGCGAGUGAAACUCGUCAAAAUGGUGCAAGAGAUCGAAGGGAAGGGUGCUACAGAUGGUGGGAAUAGUAAUGAGAAGAGGAAACAGGUGGUGGGAGUGAACUCACCAACCAUAGAGUGGCAGAAGUUGAGAUCGAGAUCUCGGAGUGGUGGUGUAAAGAUUAGACAGCCGCGCAUCGAUGUCUCAUCCGACAAUGAGAAAGCUGAUCCGGCGAGCACUACAACCAACAGUAAUCCAGGCAACGUAAAACAGGAGGACGUUAUGAAGAUGUUGUCGGUAAUCACGGGCAAGGUGCAAUGUGAGAAUGCAAACUCGGGGACGGGCGCCGCCGACACACACACUAAGAAAGGGAGCACCGUCGUGAAUAUAGUCGAGGAAGACAACAGCACCGAAUCCGAGGACGAGAUGGACAAAUUGAAGCUUAACCGAGGGAGUUGCGCAAAGAGCGAUAGGACUGAGGCAGGGAUCAUCGAGUACAUGAGACAGAGGCUCGAUCACUAUAUGGACAUGAAUGGGACGAAGAUCAAGAUCCUCUGCCUCAAGAGAAAUGUGAAAUGGGAGAGGAAGGAUAAGAGCGCUUGGGAACUAGCGAAACAAGACACUGGCGAGUUUUCAAAGUUGGUGCAUGGCGACAACGAACAAGAAACUGAACCAGAUCCGGAAGAAGAAGAAGAAGACAAUUGCUCCGAUGGAGAUGCCGACGACGACGACCUCGUUGGCAACUAGAUCGACAAGCGCAGCCUGCUGCGCAUCCUCAGAGUGAUUAGUGAUAGGAUUCCAACUCUCCAGGGCACGUGCGGCUACUUUUUGA
This is a messenger RNA of Chara braunii, 1395 nucleotides long. NCBI's taxonomy places the organism in Eukaryota, Viridiplantae, Streptophyta, Charophyceae, Charales, Characeae. The record is from the annotation of a GenBank genome assembly.